AUGAUGAAGAUGAAGAUGCUGCUGCUGUUGGGACUCUGCUGCUCAGACCAAACUGAGGGCAGAGAGCAUCAUUCGGUCUGUGAUGUUUCACCUGCUCUCGUCCUCUCAGGUGUGGUCGGAGCCUCAGAGCUGGCUUUUAUCAAAGAGCCCAUUGAUGUCAUCGCAGUGAGGGACCGCCCCCUGAUGUUGGACUGUCAGGUGGAGGGGGAGGGGCCAAUCUCCAUCACCUGGAGGCGGAACAGUGUUCCUGUGGCGACAGGCGUCAGGGCGACCGUGCUCGGUAACGGCACGCUGCUCAUCAGAAACUUCUCUAAGAGGCGAGAGAGCAACGAAACGGACGCCGGAGAAUAUGACUGCGCCGCACAGAACCGCUAUGGCAUGUUGAUCAGCCGCAAAGCCCGAGUACUGCUCGCAUCCCUCCCUAAGUUCCUGUCUCACCCAGAGUCUGUGGCGGUAGAUGAAGGGGGUGUGGCCAGAGUCACCUGUCAGGUAAAUGGAAUCCCAGAAGCCAACAUCACCUGGCAGAGAGACCGCCUCCCACUGAGCACCGAGGACCCCAGGUACACGCUGCUGCCCAACGGCGUGCUGCAGAUCACAGGUGUGCGGCGGACAGACAGUGGUUUGUUUCGCUGUGUUGCCUCUAACAUCGCUAACACUCGCUACAGCCACGAGGCUCAGCUGUCUGUCACCGUUGCAGGAUUUAGGAUCUAUCGGGAACCCGUCAUCCUGUCCGGUCCUCAGAACCUCACCAUCAAUGUCCACCAGACCGCCAUCUUGGAGUGCAUCGCCACAGGAAACCCACGGCCCAUCGUGUCCUGGAGCCGCCUCGACGGGCGGUCCAUCGGUGUGGAGGGGAUCCAGGUGUUGGGAACAGGUAACCUGAUGAUCUCAGACGCCACGCUGCAGCAUUCAGGAGUUUACGUUUGCUCAGCAAACAGACCAGGAAGUAGAUCCAGAAGAACAGCACUCGGACGGCUCGUAGUACAAGUUCCCAGCUCUCCCAGUUUCUUCACUAAGGUGUUGAACCAAACAGCCAUGCAGGUGUACUGGGAGCUGCCCAGUAAGCCGGGAACGCUGGAGGGCUUCAGACUGGAGUACCACGGGGUUUCUAACCCAGGUGUCCAGGGGCAGGAGACCUUCCCAGGACACAUCAAUACCCACACCAUCUCCCACCUGGAGCCAGCAGCCGUGUAUGAAAUCCAGCUGGUGGCGUUUAACGGAAACGGAGACGGUCUGGCCAACCGCCGCCUCGUGUCUCUGGCAGAGGGACGGAACACUGCAGCAGCUGGUCAGACCUGUAACUGUGAUCAGUCUGAUGGAUCCACGUCCACCAUGCUGGUUGGCAUCCACAGCGGCCUCGCCUGCGUCCUCUGCUGCCUGCUCUUCAUCCUGCUGGGAUACAGACGCAGUCUGUUCUGCAGGAAGGAAGUGAGCUGGGAAGCUCCGCCCACCCUGAACGCUGUCAGAGGUGCUAAAGGUCACACACCUGAGAGCAUCGAACUGAGCCAGAGAUGUGACUCCACCCCUCCUCCAGUGAUGGUCAUGGUUGAACCGACUCCACCCAUCCAACCCGGCAACACCGGAUAAACACACACCUCCUCCUCCUCUUCCUCCUCCUCCUCCUCCUCCUCCUCUUCCUCCUCCUCCUCCGGUCUCCUCCUCUCCUCCUGACAGCCUUACAGCCAUUGCAGCCUUUAUGAAUAAGAGUGUAUCUAUGAGAUUAUUGAUUAUUGAUUAUAGAUGAGUGUCUGAGGGACUUCCAGAGUCUGAUACCACCCAGGAACCAGAACUUCAGAUGUCCAUGAGUUCUAAAAAAACUAAAACCAAAGCUGAACGGAUCCUGAUCAUGUGACCAUGGCCGGUUCCUGUUUGGUAUCAGCCACCGUCCCCGAUGCGUCUUGUCGAAACCAAAAGCUUUUGUCUUCAGUUUGAGUUUGUCACCAUCGGUGCCCAGUUUCUAGAGACGAUGAGGCCUUCCACCAGUCUGACCAGAGACCGGGUCUUCACAGGAUCCAGUUGAGUUGCUGAUUAGUAGUUCCUCUGAGGCCCAGAACCAAAGGGACUGUUUGUUUCUUUGGUCAGCAGGUGGCUGCGGAGGACGUUAGCGCUACUCCGCACUGCUUCAGCCUUUCACUGUUUGUUUGUCUCACCGAGUUCGCCUCAAGUCAGGGUGGAGAGGAAGCCAACAGUUGGUUCUCCUCUUCCUCCUCCCUCCUUUUCCUCCCUCCUCUUCCUCCUCCUCUUCCUCCCUCCUCUUCCUCCUCCUGUUCCUCCAAAGAGAUCUACCUCUGGCUCAACACCAAACCUCUGAGCUACAGGCGACUGUUAGCCUCCUGCUGCUGGUCAAAGCAAACCUACCUCAAAACCAAAAGGCUCCUGCGGGGCCAUAUUGCCAUUUUCAACCUUUAGUACCAAUGUGGACAUCCUGAGACAGUCCGCCCGCCUGUAGUGAUGCUUCCAGGACCACAAAUCCUGUUUCUGAUCUUCUAUUCAAAAGAAUCAAAAUCCAGAUCUCAGAAUUCAGCGUCUAAAACCCUCUGGAGGUGGACCAGAAUCCUGACCUUUAAAAUUCUAGAAACAUAUCAAUGUGCACAAAGUCUGGUUUCAUCCUGGUCCGUCAGUCCACUGCUCUGGGACUCAUAAAGGUCUUAUUGAGGUUUCUAGAGUCCAAAGACUUCCUGAACCUGAUCCAGAUCAUCCACUAAAGCUUCUGCAGUCACUAAUGUGUUUGGGUCCUGGAGCUCACUGGAGGAUGAACCUUUAACAAAGUCAAACAGUCGACACCUGAACCAGGACAGUCUGGACAGUCUGGAUGUCUUAGUGUGAGACGUCUCUGUCCCAUGUUGUAUUUUAUUUUUGCAGAGGCAGCUACUUCCUGUCACCUGGUUGCAGGUGUGUGUUUAAACUGAAGUUUAAUGUCUUCUAAUGUGUGAAAUGAUUCCUGAACUUUCCGUAGACGAACAGCAGCUUUCUGUAGAGUUUCAGCCAAACUUCCAAAUAUUCUUUAAGAACAAGCUAAACAACGUCCAAAGAUAGAAAAAAUAGUUUGUCACAAUUUUCUGUUCAAACUGUUUGUUUUCACUUCCUGUUUCCAGAGGCGAAGAACAAAGUGAACCAAAAGAACAUUUAAUACUUCAGAUGAACGUAAAUAUAUAUUUUCAUAUAUUUGAACAGUUAAAAGAGCCAAAUAAUGAACAAUAGAAACACUCAUAUAUAUAUUGAUAUAUCACUGACCAAAAGAUCAAUAACUCUGAUCAUCAAUAAUUCUGAAUAUGCCCUCAGAGCCACAGACAGUCUGUGGUUGAAUGUCUUUACAGCUUCUGGCUCUGCUACUGACAGUGAUCCACCUGACCCCGAAACCCAGACUCACCAAGUCCCCGAGUCCCAGAGAACAUUUACAAUACUUGAAUUGAUGUUCAGUCCAGACUUGGACCUCAUUAGUGGAACCAAAUUCUGAGUCUCAUGUUCGUGAGUCUCUCCAAGUCCCACCGAGUCUCAAGUCAAACUGAGUCACUACAAUUAGUCUCACAGUAAUGAGUUACUUUGAGUAUCAUCCAGCUAUGUCGAGUCUUGAGGCAUGACGAGUCACUUCAAGUUACAUCAAUGACAUGUGGACAUCCUGUUAUGUUGAAUCUAAAAUCCGACUGGAACAACAUCUGGUCACGUCGAGUCAUGUCAGUUCCCAUCAAGUUAUUGUGAGUCUAAAAUCUGACCAAGUCACAUCAAGUCAUGUCAAGUCUAAAAUUUGCCUGAGUGACGUUGAGUCUCAUUGAGUCAAGUCAGGAAUUGUUGAGUCAUAUCAAGUCUAAACUUUGACGCAUUAAGCAUUGCUGAGUCCAGUCUCAGGGAGCCACCACUUCCCUGCUGCCUUCGGGGUCAGAGGUCAGAGGUCACUGUCAGAUGAAACAAGUUGAAUGUUUCUAAAAAUGUAAAAGUAGAACAAAGUAAAGUGUUUCUAAUGUUGGCUGUUCUUUUUCUAGAACUUUCUUUUUUGAAUUCUUAUUUUCUGUGGCUGCCCUUCGGUGGUGGAGAGGAAAUUCUGCCAAAAUGAAAACCAUUAAAAGUUUUUAUUAUUAUUGCUAAUAAUAUUAUGAUUAUUACCAUUUUACCUCCUUGUUUUUAUAUCGUUUGUCUUUUUCAGAUGUUUUUGUAGAAAAAUUGUGUUUUCAGCUGAAGGUAGAGACACUGGUCAGACUCAGUGGACAUUAGCCAUAUUCAAUAAUAAGCCAUACAUGUGAUUUUUAAGCCAUAUAUUACAUAGAUGUUUGCUUUAAAACCUGAUUUCUGCCUCCUUCUGUCCACACACUGUAGCAACUAAAACUAUAGAGAUUGUAGUGACCGAAGGCUAGAACCAAUGAGAAAAGUAAUGCUUUAAUGUUUCUGAUUUCUUUUCUCUCAUUUUAUUUUCAUUAAUGUGUCAUAAAAAAAGAAAAGCGUCCCAAAGCUUUAAAUUGAACAGACGAAGGAUGACACAGAAACGAAGAGUCUGACACCUGUUUCUGUUCACAAUGGUGUUCAGAUUUGGUUGUUUCCACUGGAUAUACUCUUCUUGGAGUUUUAACGUGUUAUUGUUCCAUUCUGAU
Molecule: messenger RNA, 4583 nt
Organism: Morone saxatilis (striped sea-bass)
Lineage: Eukaryota; Metazoa; Chordata; Actinopteri; Moronidae
Product: protogenin A-like
Exons: 11
Coding region: 1-1587 (528 amino acids)
Biological process (GO): axon guidance; cell-cell adhesion
Cellular component (GO): axon; plasma membrane
Molecular function (GO): protein binding
Source: RefSeq, a predicted model, not a curated record